AUGAAAAGAAGUACGUUGUUUGCUAAAGAAAGCAUCCUGUUGCGUAAACUUCAAGAAACGCGAAAACUUGCAUGGGAGCAUAAACCCUGUUUCAAUUGCUUAAAGGGAAAUUAUGAGGCGAAGUGUUGUCCGAGUGAAAACGAUGUUUUAAGGAACACUGUGGUCUUCCGCAUCACCCACUGUUACAUGAAAGUCACCAAGCAGACUCAAGUCCUAACAAUUGGACAAACACCCAGAGUGGCCUGUCUGGGACAUCUGUUCCUCCACAAGAAAGUGUCCGACGUUCCAAGCCUAUCCCAAGUCCGUUACCUAUUGCCAAGGUCAACGUCAACCAAGUUUGUGCUCAGCCACGACGAAAGGUCCUCCUUCAAGUCCUGCCGGUUCAGAUCCAUAGCCAAGGAUGA
Molecule: messenger RNA, 404 nt
Organism: Porites evermanni
Lineage: Eukaryota; Metazoa; Cnidaria; Anthozoa; Scleractinia; Poritidae
Source: the annotation of a GenBank genome assembly